Cydia splendana is the source of this 2830-nucleotide messenger RNA. RefSeq names its product dnaJ homolog dnj-5. The record is from RefSeq and is a predicted model, not a curated record. The coding region runs from base 192 to 2780 and encodes 862 amino acids. The transcript is spliced from 9 exons. NCBI's taxonomy places the organism in Eukaryota, Metazoa, Arthropoda, Insecta, Lepidoptera, Tortricidae.
UUACAAUGUGUCAAAAUAAAAAAAAAUGAAGAGCGUCAAAUCGUCAAUAAAUAUUCCACGUUAUAUCUAAAUAAUUUCUAAUUCAGCUUACAGAACAGUUAAAAAUGCUAAAUCCACCAGUGUAGUGUGAUAGUUUUACAUUGACUCUAUAAGUUUUAAUAGCGCGUGUGCCCAGUGAGAUAUAACCAAAAAUGACAAGGUCGCCGAAGGAUGAUCCGCGAUACAAUGACAUGCAGCACAACGCUUGGAAUUACCGUGCAGAAACAGCUGAAAGCUGUGCACCUGGUAUGUUAAAUGAAAGAAAACAAGUGCCGCUUUCAUCCAACACGCCUACAAUGAAUGAUAACAGUAUGUACGCUAACGGCGAUUUUACGAACGAUGUUUAUUUGAACAAGCAUCCUUACAACGUGCAGGCGGGUGAAACCGGGGCCAGCCAAGAUGAAAACAUGUUGCUUAACAACAUGCCUAAUGCAGCUCGCGUUAACAAUCAGAAUUAUGGAACCGCCAUGCUUAAAUUAGCCAAUGGGCAAGUAGUCAGGUUCUUUUAUGACGAAAAUACUCAACAACUAUACUUCCCCAUGUCAGGACAGUACGAGUUAUUCAACCACAAUCAGGGGCUGCGUGAAAUGCCUCUGCAGGCUCCUCAGCAGCCCCCAAUGUUUACUCCAAACCAGGAAUACUCCAUCAACAAUAACAAUGUUCAGAUGCAAGCACCAACCACUACCACCCACAAUAAUUACAUACAAGAAAACCUCAAUAAUCAAACCUCUGCCAUGCCUACCUCCAACUUCUUGAAGGAAGUUUUAGGAAACUGGGAGCCUAAUUCCUCUGGUACUUACUCUCCCUUUGGACAAAACUAUCCAUUGACCCAUCCUGAUGUGCCACCUAACGUUCUUCCAAAAAAGCCAAUGGAAUCUCCAGUAAGUCAUAUAAAGCCUGAGAAUUCUCCAAAAAGAAAUGAAAACAGUCCUUUAGCAGACACAAGUAACAAAAAACGUAUUGUGGCCGAAGUGAAACCAAUGCGUCCAACAUAUUCUGAUGUGUUAGCUAAAAACAAGAAUAAUACCCAACCAGAUGCUACUAAGGCUAAACCACAAAAUAAUAUAGAAAUUAAGACCUCCAGCAACAAAAACAGCUCCAAGCCUGAUAAACCGUCAAACCCGAAACAUACUGAUGAGAGUAAGCAAAAAGAGAAAAAACAGCAAGCAAACACUAUAUCUUCCGGCAGUGAGUCUGGAGAUAUAAAUAAUGAAGACAUUGAAAAACGUCAAAAACCCAGUAAAAAAUCCAAGAAUAAGCGUAAUAAUAUGUCUCGUAAAUGGUCCUCUCUUGAUGACAUCACUAACGAAGAAGAUAUCAGCUACACUGAAGGCAGUGAAAGUCAAUUUGUUUUCAUUCAAAACCAAGAAAAACCGAAGAAAGACAGGAAAGUUAAUGAUAGGGCUAAAAAUUCUGACAAGAAUGCCGCAGCAGAGGGUGAUUUCCAAGCUGAUGAAGAAGAACAGUCUCAGUUCGUCUUUCAAGAUAACCACAUUGACAGUGCCAAGACUCGGAAGAAAAAAGAAGCUCGUAUUAACCAUAAAAUGGCAAAACCGGUACAGGAUAAAAAGAAAACCACCCAGGCAAAGUUUAAGAGGAACAAGCCUGGGUAUUUAGGCCUGGCUCAGAACUACCUGGAGCAUUGGGGAGAGGCUACCUGGAAGGCGAUUGUAUGGUUCUUCUACCUGCUGUCAGAUAUAUGCGGAAUGAGUGCUCACUUGUUGUUUGAUCUUUGUACCUCGAUGUUCACGCAAACGUACGUGAGUUCCCAAGCGGUGUGGCGAAGCAGCAAAGAGUGGCUUUACAAGAUCGGGGGCAACAAGUACCUGGUCUACAUCGAUAGAAAAUUUGGACACACCAGAUUCGGCUUUUGGAGGAAAAUUAAAUGGUUCAAGAAAGACGCCGAGGUGGAUAGCGACUCGAGCAAGCUCAACUCCAAUAUACCACUACCGGCGACGGGCGAGGAGGCAAUGAAACGGCUGUUGGCUUGCAAGGGGAAAGAUCCGUACAGCAUAUUGGGCGUGAGUGUAACAUGCACGGACGAGGAGAUCAAGCGGUAUUACCGGCGACAGGCGUUCCUCGUGCACCCGGACAAGAACCAGCAGCCGGGCGCCGAGGAGGCCUUCAAGAUACUCCAGCACGCGUUCGACCUUAUAGGAGAACCGGAACGGCGCGAAGCGUACGAAAGACGAGCGCUAGAAUCGCGCCACGUGGAGGCGGCGUGGAGCGAGCUCAGUCAGUUAUUAGCGCAGUUGCAGGACAAAAUGGAGUUUGCACACAACACUAUCAGAUGCACCAACUGCGGGCGGCGGCACAAGCGCGUGCUGACGGACCGGCCGUGCUACGCGGCCCGCUACUGCGUGCAGUGCAAGAUACGCCACUCCGCCAAAGAGGGCGACAUCUGGGCGGAGUCCAGCAUGAUGGGGCUGCUCGUGAUGUACUACGCGUGUAUGGACGGCGCCGUCUAUCAGAUCACGCAGUGGGCCAGUUGCCAGAAAAAGAACUUAAAGCAGUUAAGGCCCGACUGCCACGUGGUGCAGUACCGCAUCGUGCUGGGGAACAAGGCCGCCGCCGCCUCCGAUCUCAACCAGAGACCUUCCACUGGACAUGAUCCUAACCUGGAAGAGUUUCUAAACAAUCUAUACAGCAAGUCAGGAGUAUCUCCGAACACUACCGCUAAGCAGCCAACGCCAGAAACUUCCGACGCCAAGAAGAGACGUAAUAAAAAACCCAAAGCUUAAACGAGGCUUUCUUAACUAAACCGUGCCCCAUAAAGAACCUUAAAAACAAU